This is a messenger RNA of Brassica napus (rape), 1152 nucleotides long. Its product is annotated as biotin carboxyl carrier protein of acetyl-CoA carboxylase 1, chloroplastic. The transcript is spliced from 7 exons. Lineage: Eukaryota; Viridiplantae; Streptophyta; Magnoliopsida; Brassicales; Brassicaceae. Gene Ontology annotation, molecular function: acetyl-CoA carboxylase activity. Gene Ontology annotation, cellular component: acetyl-CoA carboxylase complex. Gene Ontology annotation, biological process: fatty acid biosynthetic process. The record is from RefSeq and is a predicted model, not a curated record. The coding region runs from base 107 to 934 and encodes 275 amino acids.
ACGACACGUGGAGAAAUCUGGAAGCGAGUUAUAAUCUCACACAUCUCUCACGCUCGCUCGCUGGAGUGAGACCUAAACCCGAUCUGCACCACCAAGACGAAGAAGAAUGGCGUCUUCUUCGUUCUCCGUCACGUCUCCAGCUGCUUCCGUCUAUGCAGUCACCCAAACAUCUUCACACUUGCCUCUCCCAACCACACGCUCUCGUCUCCCUCGCAGAGUUUCAUUCCGUCUCUCCGCCAAGCUCCGCUUUCUCUCCAAGCCUAUUCGCAGUAGCUACCCUGUUGUGAAAGCCCAAUCUAACAAGGUUGGUAGCGGUGCAUCAUCAAAUGCUUCAGCUCCUGAAAAGACUGAAGGAAAGGAUGAAAACUCAUCGAAAGACCCUUCUUCUUCGACUGAUUUAGCUACAGAAGAGUCUAUCUCUGAGUUCCUUACCCAAGUAACAACUCUCGUCAAGCUUGUGGAUUCGAGAGACAUUGUGGAGUUGCAGUUGAAACAACUCGACUGUGAACUUGUCAUUCGAAAAAAGGAAGCUUUGCCACAACCCGAGUCCCCUGCGCAAUAUGUUAUGAUGCAGCAACCAAACCAAUCAUCUUAUGUGCAAUCAGUGGCUCCUCCUUCUGCACCUGCUGCAUCACCAGCACCUUCUACUCCUGCCUCUUCACCUACACCAUCUCCACCUACUCCAGCUAAAUCAUCGCUUCCUACUGUUAAAAGCCCCAUGGCUGGCACAUUCUACCGUAGUCCAGGACCUGGCGAACCACCCUUUAUUAAGGUUGGAGACAAAGUGCAGAAGGGGCAAGUUCUAUGCAUCGUUGAAGCUAUGAAGUUAAUGAAUGAAAUAGAGUCUGACCAAACGGGAACCGUAGUGGAUAUCGUUGCAGAAGAUGGCAAGCCUGUUAGCCUCGACACUCCUCUGUUUGUGGUUCAACCGUAGAAUCGGCACCAUGAGAAGUGGAGAAAAGAGGCUACUUGUGUCCUGAGACUACUUCUUGAGACUCUUGUGUCCUUUUCGUUGUUACCGUUAAAAGUCUGUUAGUUUUUUCUUUUGGUUCGAUGAGGGAGGUGGUUAAAGAAGAUGAGAGCUCUGUUUUAUUGACACACGAAUCUUUGGUUCUGUUUUUUUGCAAUUUUCUAUAUCAAAUUUUUUUAUCA